Syzygium oleosum is the source of this 1429-nucleotide messenger RNA. RefSeq names its product serine/threonine-protein kinase STY8-like. The record is from RefSeq and is a predicted model, not a curated record. The transcript has 8 exons. NCBI's taxonomy places the organism in Eukaryota, Viridiplantae, Streptophyta, Magnoliopsida, Myrtales, Myrtaceae. Bases 217 to 780 code for a protein of 187 amino acids. Gene Ontology annotation, biological process: protein phosphorylation. Gene Ontology annotation, molecular function: protein kinase activity; ATP binding. Gene Ontology annotation, cellular component: plasma membrane.
AGAGACCGAGAGAGAUCUAUAGAGAGAGCCGAGAGAGACAAAACGAGAGCAAAGGGGGAACAUCGAUCGACACCUCGGCCGCUCGCGAGCCCGGCCAGACGAUCCCACCGCCUGACCAACGAACCGUCGCCGCCACACUACAGGGCUUCAAACGUAAUAUUCUCAAAUAGACAUCACCAAGAUUUGGCAGACCUUACCAUAAAUACGGAGGCAGGGAUGGUGCAGGGGAAUCACCAUGUCUACGUGUAUAACAAGAUCGGUGGCGGGAGUUUCGGAGAAGUGUUUGAAGGAAAUUACAAAGACAGGGAUGUUGCAGUCAAGUUUGUACAGGGCGCUGUAGCGGGUCGACCCAUGUUUCGGCAAGAGGUGUCCAUUUGGCGCAGUCUGCACCACCAUAACAUUGCUAAGUUCAUAGGAUCUACAUGUGAUAUGUCGCGUAUCAUAUUUAGAGGGCAAAGGCCGAGAAAUGUAAAUGUAUGUUGUAUGGUCUCUGAGUAUUAUCCAAGAGGUAGCGUGCCUGCUUUUUACCUUUCGGGGAACCGGACUCUCACCAGGGCCGUCAUCAGAAGUAUAGCACUCGAUGUAGCAAGAGGGUUGAGAUACCUUCAUGAUGAAAAGGGAAUCAUCCAUGGAGAUGUGAAGCCAUCCAACUUGCUCGUGGAUUCGAAUGGUACCGUGAAAAUUGCUGAUUUCGGCAUAUCUCAUUGGGCAGAUGGUUACGAUUCGUCCCAAGUCGGCGGCGGGGACAUCCAUUACAGGGCCCCCGAGGUAUCCCCUUAAAUGCAAUUCACUUCAAUGAGAGUUCGUGCCUUAAUGUGCUUGAUAAGUGUUUCGUGUCCGAUAUAAGGUCAUCAGGAACGGGACGUCCGGCACGAAAGCAGAUGUCUACAGCUUCGGGAUCACCUUGUGGGCGAUUUGCCACAACCAGAGGCCGUACCCACGCAUGACGCCUCAGCAAAUCUCUCAAGCGGUUCUCCUGCAGAACGCGAGGCCGCAUAUAUCGGAAAAUUGCCCGAGACGAUUUGCGAGCUUGAUGACGCGGUGUUGGCAGGCAAACCCGGAAAACAGACCAAGUAUGAAUGCCGUGGUGAACGAGCUAAAUUCCAUGAGGAUGCUGCCCAGAUAGUCCACGAGGAACAGAAACAUGUUCGAUGAAUGGGUAUAGCUGUAUAUUGAGGGCAUAUCUCUACCUCCAGUUCACAUUGUCGGGGGGCGGAACUUUUGACGGUCAAGGGAAAACGGCUUAGACAAAGAAUGACUGCGGCAAAAAGAUGGAUUGCAAGAACCUUCCUAUAAACAUAAGGUUCAACUUUGUCACCAAUGGCAUAGUCAAGGACAUAACUUCCCUUGACAUCAAACAGUUCCAUGUGAAUGUUUUCGGCUGCAAAAAUUUCACGUCCAAACAUGUUACCAUCACCGCGCCCGGAGA